Molecule: messenger RNA, 453 nt
Organism: Penicillium cosmopolitanum
Lineage: Eukaryota; Fungi; Ascomycota; Eurotiomycetes; Eurotiales; Aspergillaceae
Exons: 2
Coding region: 1-453 (150 amino acids)
Source: RefSeq, a predicted model, not a curated record
AUGGCGCCUCCCAAGAAGUCACAAAUGCCUGUAUCAGGCCAGGCCCCUAGAGGUGAUUCCGAAAAGACUUAUUCCGCGAAGGUGCUUUCAGAUGUUGAAGAAUGCUCUGAGCCUUCCUCUCCCACGCUUCCCGGUUCAAUGGGAGAUAUUUACAAGAUCCGACUGGGGCAAGCUAUCAAAGAACUCCAGGGGCUAAUUCAGCAAAUCAGAAUGCACGAAAUCGAUAUCUCCGAAGUCGCGGAAAGCCUAGCUCGGUUUGCUGAAAAGCAAAAUAUCCUCCUUCAGACCGCGGGCGAUGAUGCAUUUCUUGCUAAACCCCAUGUCGAGAUUGUUCCAGUAAUGCUAGAGCGCGUCCGUCUUGACAUGAUCGACUUGAAAUUGGUAAGGUUUCUUAAUACCAAGAAGACAGGACGAGAGAUAUGUGCCACCAGCACAGGAAAUGAGGCUUUAUAA